CGUACACCGUGUGUCCUCACCUCUUCAAGCCUGCAACUACCGCAUCUACUUCCCACGUCAUCAUCCUCUUCAAUAUAUGAACCCGUACCGUACUCCACUGCUUUCUUCCAUUUUGAAUUUCGAAACACACAAAAUAUCAGAGGACGCAGACAGCUUGACUUUGACAAUCCCCAAAUUUCCCCAAGCUGCAGCUGCGCAUCGCAACCUCCGCUCUCUCCUAAACCCCCUCUCUCCAAUGGCCGGCUACCCGCCAAAUCCCGGCUCCGGCUACCCCUACGGCGGCGCCGGCGGCUACGGCGCCCCGCCACCGCCGUACGGCUCCUCCCCCGCCCCCUCCGCCCCGCCGUACGGCGCGAAGCCUCCCAAGGAAGGUAAGACCUCCUCCUCUUCCGCCCCUUACUACGGCGGCGGAGGCGGCUACGGUGCCCCGCCAUCCACCCAGCCCUACGGCAGCGGAGGCGGCUACGGCGCCCCGCCCUCCAGCCAGCCGUACGGCGCGCCGUACGGGGCCCCGCCGCCCUCGUCGGCGCCCUACGGGGCGCCCGGCGGGUACGGCAGCCCGUUCGCGUCGCUGGUGCCGUCGGCGUUCCCGCCCGGGACGGAUCCCAACGUGGUGGCGUGCUUCCAGGCGGCGGACCGCGACGGCAGCGGGAUGAUCGACGACAAGGAGCUGCAGUCCGCGCUGUCCGGGUACAGCCAGAGCUUCAGCCUCCGCACCGUCCACCUCCUCAUGUACCUCUUCACCAACACCAACGUCCGCAAGAUUGGUCCCAAGGAAUUUACCUCUGUGUUUUACAGUCUUCAGAAUUGGAGGUCCAUUUUCGAGAGGUUUGAUCGUGACCGAAGUGGUAAAAUUGAUGCAACAGAAUUGCGUGAUGCUCUUCUCAGUCUGGGAUAUUCAGUUUCUCCAACUGUGCUAGACUUGCUUGUGUCAAAGUUUGACAAGACUGGGGGCAAGAACAAAGCCAUUGAAUAUGAUAACUUCAUUGAAUGCUGCCUCACAGUUAAGGGUCUGACUGAGAAGUUCAAGGAAAAAGACACAGCCUUCUCGGGCUCUGCGACUUUUACUUACGAGGCUUUCAUGCUGACUGUACUCCCUUUUCUCAUUGCAUAAAAUGGCAGUGUGCUGCACAGUCGACCUUUCAGGAGACCAUGCCCAUUGUGUUGAAACGGUUCUGUAACGUGUGUUCAUCGACUUGUUUUUAACUGAGUUUAUUGUUUGGAUUUGAAAUGAUACAAGUGCUUCCCUGAUCGGGCAUGUUACAAGUUACAACGCUCAUGUAUGUGAGGAUAUAUAGCUCCGAAAAUGAUGUCAUGACUCUUCCGAUAGACAUCACAUAUCGAUCAGCCGACAAAUUCAAUGCA
This is a messenger RNA of Oryza sativa Japonica Group (Japanese rice), 1365 nucleotides long. RefSeq names its product calcium-binding protein CBP-like. The record is from RefSeq and is a predicted model, not a curated record. NCBI's taxonomy places the organism in Eukaryota, Viridiplantae, Streptophyta, Magnoliopsida, Poales, Poaceae. Gene Ontology annotation, molecular function: calcium ion binding.